Messenger RNA from Lacerta agilis (Sand lizard), 5537 nucleotides. It is a transcript of the gene SCAF8, whose product is annotated as SR-related CTD associated factor 8. The record is from RefSeq and is a predicted model, not a curated record. Gene Ontology annotation, molecular function: RNA binding. Gene Ontology annotation, cellular component: nucleus. Lineage: Eukaryota; Metazoa; Chordata; Lepidosauria; Squamata; Lacertidae. The coding region runs from base 299 to 4276 and encodes 1325 amino acids. The transcript is spliced from 20 exons.
CUGCUGCUGCUGCUGCUGCAAGCGAGCGAAGAGCCCUCCCGGCCGCCAUAUUGGUGCCCGCGCCGCAGCUAUUGCGUGUUUGUCCCUGCAGCGCCAGCGGAGCCUGCCCUGGGGCGGCCCAGCGGAGCAAGGGAGGUGUCCCCUUCCCUUACCCGACUGCCCGCCCGCCCGCCCGCCGCCGCCGCCAUGGCGACAAGGCCUGAAGGCCUCUGAAGGAAACCGGCCGCCGCCACAGCAGGGAGCAGAGCCGUCCCCCCUCCCGCUCAGCUCGUCGCCAGCCUCUUUCCUCCGCCACAACAUGGAGGCCGUGAAAGCCUUCAACAGCGAGCUCUACUCGCUGAAUGACUACAAACCUCCUAUUUCAAAGGCUAAAAUGACACAGAUUACUAAGGCAGCAAUCAAGGCUAUAAAGUUCUACAAGCAUGUUGUACAAAGUGUUGAAAAAUUCAUACAAAAGUGUAAACCAGAAUACAAGGUGCCUGGCUUAUAUGUCAUUGACUCUAUUGUUCGACAGUCUCGACAUCAAUUUGGGCAAGAAAAGGAUGUGUUCGCUCCUAGGUUUAGCAAUAACAUAAUUAACACUUUCCAGAAUUUAUACCGUUGCCCUGGGGAUGACAAGAGUAAAAUUGUGAGAGUGCUAAAUUUGUGGCAGAAGAAUAAUGUGUUCAAAAGUGAAAUUAUCCAGCCUCUAUUGGAUAUGGCAGCGGGAAUUCCUCCUCCAGUCGUGACCCCUGUCUUGCCUGGGACAACUGCUACUAUGAGUAACAAUACACCAGGAACGCCUGUGACACCUGCUACACCAGCCAAUGUGGUCCAAAGUUUACCUGAUCCUUGGGUGUCUCAGAUAACUAACACAGAUACUCUUACUGCUGUAGCACAGAUCUUGCAGAGUCCACAAGGCCAACAGCUUCAACAACUAAUACAGACACUGCAAAUGCAACAGCAGAAACCACAGCCAUCAUUACUUCAAGCACUGGAUGCAGGUCUCGUCGUUCAGUUACAAGCCCUCACUGCACAACUUACAGCUGCUGCCGCUGCUGCCAAUACACUUAACCCACUAGAACAGAGUGUCUCUUUUAACAAGAAGCUGAUGGAGAGGUUUAGCGAUUUUGGUGAAGAAGCUGACAUUAAUGAAGAACCUAAAAAAGAAACUCCAACUUCCCAACUGCCUCUUGUAUCUGAAUCUGUGAACAACUCACUUUUUCACCAACUAGCUGAACAGUUACAGCAACAAAACCUAGAACAUCUCCGCCAACAGCUUCUGGAGCAGCAACCUCCAAAGGCAAGUCCUGAGGAGACACAAGAAGGGAAUUUUGGUUCUGAGCAUUCAGCAUCACCUUCACAAGACAGCAGCCACCAACAGUUUUUAGAAGUAGAAACAAAUCUUGACAAUUCAAUGGAUGUUCAACAACAGGACAUGGACAUAGAUGAAGGUCAAGAAGUUGUAGAACAAGAGGUAUUUGAGCAAGAGGAAAAGAAACCUGUAGUUCCUUCAAGAUCAAGAACACGUUCAAGAUCCCGCUCAAGGUCUCCAAGAAAAAGAAGGUCCAGAUCACGAUCUGGCUCUAGAAAGCGUAAACAUAGAAAGCGUUCGCGCUCUAGAUCAAGGGAAAGAAAGAGGAAGUCCUCCAGGUCCUACUCAAGUGAAAGAAGAGCUAGAGAGAGGGAAAAAGAACGACAGAAAAAAGGGUUGCCUCCUAUACGGUCGAAAACACUAAGUGUCUGCAGUACUACACUUUGGGUUGGUCAGGUGGACAAGAAAGCCACCCAGCAAGAUUUAACCAAUUUAUUUGAAGAAUUUGGACAAAUAGAAUCUAUAAACAUGAUCCCUCCCAGGGGCUGUGCGUAUGUCUGUAUGGUUCAUAGACAAGAUGCCUAUCGUGCUCUUCAGAAACUAAGCUCUGGAUCCUACAAGAUUGGAUCUAAAAUUAUUAAGAUUGCAUGGGCUUUAAACAAAGGUGUGAAAACUGAAUACAAACAAUUUUGGGAUGCAGAUGUUGGAGUUUCAUAUAUACCUUGGGAAAAAGUUAAAUUGGAUGACUUAGAUGGCUUUGCAGAAGGAGGCAUGAUUGACCAAGAAACAGUAAAUAGUGAAUGGGAAACUGCAAGAAGCUCAGAGACCACGAAAGAGCCUGUGCAAACAACCCAGACUACAACAGUUGACAAGACCACAGCCGUAACAACCCAAACAGAAACUUACACACAGUCUGUCACUAUGCUACAGAUUCCUGUAGCUCCAUCUGUGCCAGCAGUUAGUUUAGUACCACCAACAUUUCCUGUUACAAUGUCUGUCCCUCCUCCUGGCUAUAGUCCAAUUCCUCCACCUCCCUUCAUGAGAGCAAGCUUCAAUCCUUCACACCCACCUCCUGGUUAUUUGCCUCCCCCAGUUCCACCACCUGUUCCACCGCCGGUAGUUCCAACCCCUCUUGUACAGUCUUCGCUUUCAAUUGCUCAAGAGUCAAUGAAAGAUUAUAGCAACCUUGCUCUACCAGUUGGCACUGUUUCUAGUAGUCUUACUACCCCAACAUUAUCUGCUGGAAGUGUUUUUACUCCUUUGUCAAGUAACAAGUCAGAUUUAGAUGAAAAGGGAUCCCAUCUUGCAGAUCUUCAGAUUUCAUCAAGUGAAAACAGAGCUGUUCCAGAUGAUGUUUCAAGCAGUUCUGGACUUAUUGGGGGAGUGCAACCACCAAGUGUCUCAACCAGUUCGGGGCUUGUAGGGGGAAUACAGCCACCUAGUGUCUCAAGUAGUUCUGGGCUUGUGCAGCCAACCAGUGUGUCAAGCAGCUCUGGACAUUUGACAAGAGUUCAGCCACCUAAUGCUUCAAACAACUCUGGGCUUUUGACGGGUGUCCAGCCUCCAAGUGUCUCAAGCAGCUCUGGACUUCUGGCAGGACUCCAGCCCAUGACUGUCUCAAGCAGCUCCAGCCUUCUAAUGGGACUCCAGCCACCCAUAGUGUCAAGUAACUCUGGACUUUUGUCAGGAGUCCAGCCACCUAUAGUGUCAAGUAGUUCUGGGCUUUUGGCAGCACUCCAACCACCUAUUGUAUCAAGCAACUCUGGGAUUCUGGGAUUGCCACCACCAAUUGUCUCAAGUAGUUCUGGACUAUUAGGAUUACCACCACCAAAUAUUUCAAGUGGCUCUGGACUUUUAGGGUUACAGCCACACACUGGAAUUCAAAAUGUACCCCAUUUAACUAUUGCUAGUCAAAGGUUGCCUGGAAUGCCUCUAGUAGAUAUCCGCUCCGGACUAAUGUCACAGCCACCUGGGCCACGAUUUCCUCUCCUGCAGCCUGGAAUACCACUACAGCAUAGCAUUCCUCCUCCAGCAAUCCUUGACCCAUCCCUUCCUCCACCUAGAGCUUUCCUUUCAGGAGAUUUGUUUACUCAAACAGAGAGACCAUUUGGAACUUCUGGUAGACAAAGUGUUGAUAACAUGUCUAAUCCAGAUAAAAGGUUGGCGCUUGGAGAUGACAGCAUUCAGCAAGAAGGAGAUAGAGACUAUCGCUUUCCUCCAGUGGAAAAUAGGGAGAACAUUAAUCGGACCUCUUCAGUGGAUAUGAGGGAUUCAGUUGGAAGGCCACCACUAGAUCCAAGAGAAAGUCUAGGAAGACCUCCAGUAGAUGGAAGAGAACAUCUUGGCAGGCCACACAUAGAUUUAAGAGAGAACUUUGGAAGACCAGGCAUGGAGGGCCUUGGUAGGAGAGACCAUUUUGCUUUCAAUUCAGAUAAGCACUGGGGACAAAGAGGAGAUUAUGAUGAAAGAGAGCACCAUGCAUUUCCUACAUUUGGUGGUCUUAAAAGCUUCCAGGAAGACCGAGAAAGGUAUCGUCAAACAAACUACAGAUUUGAAAAUCGAAGUGGCCCAACUUGGAACCGGGGACUUGAACAGGACACUCACAGAGACUUUGAUGAUCGCCGAAGACCUUGGGAAAGGCAGAGGGACAGGGAUGACAGAGAUUUUAAUUUUGGCAGAGAAAUUAAUGGAAACAGAUUUGGGAGAGAGAGAAUACAGAACAACUGGAUACCCCCUCCACAUCCAAGAGCGUUUGAAUUUUUUGAAGGUGGCACUUCUCAACAAAAAACUGACAGUGUGCCCCAAGUUAAUGGUGAAAAUGCGGAGACAGAGAGUCAGCCACCUGCAGCGCAAGUACAGGGUGAACCAGAACUUUAUGAAAAGCUGGCAACUUCAAGUGACACAAAAAAAGAGAAGAGUGACACAGAAGCUGAAUUAGAAAGUGAACCAGUGGUAGAAAGCACAGAAACUGAGGGGACAUAAUCAUCACUCAGUAGGUAAAAAGAUACCUUUUGUAAAGUUGUCAUCUCUCUCUGUAAUAGUUGAAUUGCUGACUGGACCUUAGUAGUUCACUUUUGUCUGCCAGAAUUAAGUUAAUCUAAUGUUCAUGUUCAUCUUUCACUUAAAUAGCUGUACAACUGACCUGUAUAGAAAAUUGUUCUUAAUUUGAACAUGGUAGGUAAACUUUCCUUCUUUUCUUUUCUUUUAUUUUUUUCUGACAAAACACAAACUUGCCCCACUUGCUUUUACUUCACAAGGAUAAAUAACAGCUUGUCAAACAAACAAAGACUUCCUAUGGAAGAAAUUGAAAUUUUUAGAUACUGCUAUUAGGUUGGCCAUGGAAAUUGUUAUACUUGAAAACAGGUGCUGGUGUAUCUUGUCCAGGUUUUUAGGCUGCUGCAGAAUUUUAAAGCAUAGGCAGAGCUGUGAUACUGUAUGUUCCUACAGUUUGGCCAAAAGGAAAAAAGGAGCAUAAAUAAUACAGAGAAUGGUGUGUUCUUGAUAUUUCUGCAUUAUAGUCUCUUAUUUCUCAAAAGUACGUGUCUGUGAUUUGUUUCUCGUACUGCAGUGGGUUAAAAAAUUGAAAAAUUAACAUUUUAAUGUUUUUUUUAGAUGCCAAUAAAGCAUUAUUUGUUUGAUAAGCAUUCUAGGUAUUGUAUUUUUUAUAUACAAUCUAUAAAAUCCUGAAUGAACUGUGCUUUAGCUGAUUGUUGCAAAAGGUUUAUAGUACUCUUGUAAGACCAGUGCAACAAUUAAGUAUGCUACAAAAGCAUAUGCCUUUCUACUUAAAAGUAAAUAAAUCAUGGAAUCGCAUUAGUUUGUGUAUAACAUAUGUAUGUAAAUAUUUGUGUAAAACUGUAUGUAGAUACCACUGCUUCUGUGUGUGAUUGUGUAUGUGCACACACUCACAGAAUAAUGUAGACAGUUAAAUAAAACUGAAAUGGAAUUAGGUUAUAAAAUGAAAAAUUGUCUUUCACCUUCUUUAGAUAGCAAGAAGAUGAUAAAAGCUGAUGUGAUAGGUUAAAUCAAAUUAACAUUUGCUCUUCUAAAUUUUGAUUGCUUUAGAAGGUGGAGUCCAAUAUGCUCUGAAGGGAGGGUGUAUAGUAAGAUUUUAUUUGUUUUUGUUUUUUUAAGUGUGGUUAUGUUUGAAGCAAAUAUUGAAGAAAAUGUUUGAAUUGUCCUUUUUUGUAAUAGUUACAGUGUUCUGGAUAGAAAGUGGUAGCAUUAAAAUACUUUGUGAUUA